CCGCCUACGCAGUAGGUCGGCCGAUGCUCCGCUCUCUAGUCGCGUAGUAACUCUUUCACAUUUUCGUUUCAAUUUUCGAUUUAGGGUAACGGCAGCUGCUUAAACUAGAACUUAAAAUGUAGAUAACCCGCUUUCGUGCUUAGUCAUUCGGAGACCCUCGAGCAGUCGAGUGAAAACCUAAAAUACCAAAUCGUGUGUGUGUGGUGUUGAGCUUUGUAUUUUUUACGCGGUAAACAUUGGUUUUGUAUUGAACAAGUAGAUUCAGCAAUGCCAGUUCGAAGAGGACACGUCGCUCCACGAACUACAAUCAUCGAGACAAUUAUACGAAAAUUUGACACUCAUAACCGGAGCUUCCUGGUGGCGAACGCGCAGCGGGGGCUAUGCCACAUCAUCUACUGCUCGGACGGCUUCUGCCGCAUGACGGGCUUCAGCAGGGCGGAGGUGAUGCAGCGGCCCGCGUCCUGCGAGUUCCUGCACGGGCCGCUCACCUCGCAGCACGCCGCCCAGGUCGUCCGCGACGCGCUCGCCGUCGGCGCCGAGAAGCACUUCGAGAUCCUCUACUACCGCAAAGACGGCACCAAGUUCCUAUGCAGCCAGGUGAUAGCGCCUAUCAAGAGCGAAGUAGAUGACAUUUGCCUUUACAUUAUUAACUUCGAAGACCUGACUGCCCCACCAGCAGCUGAGGAGGACGUCGUACUGGCCACCAACACCAAACUCAGCAAGCUGGACCGCGCGCGACAGUCUUUCCGGCAGUCACUGCGGAUGGGGUCGCUACGUGGCCGCGGCCUUCGCCUCGCCGGCUACCUCACGCCGCCCAGCGACGUCACUGCCGAAGACGCUGACGGCGACGAAGAUCACGACCACGAGGCCACCAGGCCGAGUAUAGGUCGGAAAGAGAAGGAGAAGGAGAAGGAGAAAGCGAAGGAGGAGGAGAAAGAGAAAGAGAAGGACAAAGAACGACCGCUGGGCGAGACGCCGGCCGCGCCCAUCGCAUCACCGGAAGCCAUGUCGGAGGAAGCGGUACCAAGCGUGCCGCACGCUACGUCCCUAGACGCCAUCACACGACGCCCUCGCAUGCCGGAGCCGCAGCAGCCACCCGCCAGGAGCGCCACCGUCGCAGGCCCCACAAGAAACCAUGUCUCUAAAGCAUUCCCAAUCACUUCAUCUGAAUCAGAUCUCCAGCGCGUUCGGACGACCACGUCGAUAUGGGAACGAGGUAGUCAUGAUAGGAAAUCACCUUCACUCAGCAAUGUUCCCUCCGACAGUCUGAAGCACAAGUUCUCCAUUCAAGAUAAUGGAUCAGCAAAAUUCUUCCAAGGUGCUCUGCACACUCCAAACAUGGGUGAGAAAGUGGCACAGAUUAAUUUCUCCAGAAUGCUUCAUCAUCAGAAUACAUCUUGGGAGUUACUGUACAAGAGUCAUUAUUGUGUGUAGUUAUGUUGUUAUGUCUGCAUUGAUGAAAUUGUUAGUACAUUUGUUGAAGGUAGUUGAAGUCUAUGUGACACUAAGGUAAUACAUUUCAAAUGUGGAAAUAAAAUAUUUAAAUAUAAAGUAGUUUUUCAUUUAUUUCAUUUAUGAGAUUUAUAGAGAGUUAAAUAAAUGAUAGAGUGCAUAAUAUAUACAUAUGCAUGCAUUGCACUUAUUAUGAGAGACACUUUAUGUACUUCAUUGUGAAAAGGAAAUGUAAGAUUGGUAUAUUCUUGCUGCUGUUCAUGAUACUGAAACUGCAAGUCUCAGUGGGCACUUGGACACAUAAUUUAAAAUUAAGUGCUUAGCAUGUCUGGGCACUGUCACUAAGUUUGUACCUGACUUGUGUAAGGCUUUGCAGAAAUCACUUUGUGUGUGUGUGUGUGUGUGUGUGUGUGUGUGUGUGUGAGAGAGAGAGAGAGAGAGAGAGAGAGAGAGAGAGAGAGAGAGAGAGAGAUACAACAUAUAUGAGUAUUUCUGGCUAUACUGAUGCAGUAUGCUACAGUUACAGUCAAACAGUUUUAUAGAUUGUGCUCUCAUUUUUUUACCCUGGAAAUAAUUGUAAACAUACUUGAAAAUAAUGUUCCUGACAUUACUCAUUUAUUUGUACUGUAGUUAUAGACUUCACUGACUUUUCGAAACUGUAAUAUCAAUAUAUUUUAGUUGUAAUUUUGAAUAUAAUGAAGUGAAUUCAAUGCUUGAAUUCAUAGGUAUAUAGUGUGGUGAAAAUGCUAAUUUAUGUGAAUUAAAUGAUCAUGUGUUUUUAGUAAAUUUAGCUUUGUUGAGUUUGUUUUAAAAGUUUACUGCUGCUUCUUAAUAUUUAUUUGACUCAGUUGGCUACUAUUUAUUUCAUAAUAUUCAGUGCUGGAGCAUAUUGCUUUGUAUUUGAUUCUACAUCAAUAUUGUUGCCUCUCACCCAACUUAGUGUCUUCAGUGACACAUUACUGAGUGCUAGUUGGCACGAAUAAAUUUUAAAAUCCUUUUCGAGUUAAAAGGGGUACACAAGAAAUAUAGAAGUUAAAUGCACCGAUUUUUUCCUUGUUUAUGUUGGAGCUGUGUAAAUUAAGUGUAACUGUUUUAUAAAUACUGACCUAGAAGGGAUCUUCUUAGUUUGUUUAAAUCAUAUUCACAUUGAUUUAAGUUUUGAUGUGUUGUAAACAGUUUUGGGAUUACAACUGUUGUCCACUUUAAAAUAAAGUGCUGCGAUAAUGAAGAUCAAAGUAAUUUUAGUUUAUGGAUAAUACUGGUGCACAUUGUCUAUUUUGUACCUCUACAAAAACCCCAGCAGUUUCAAUUUGCUCUGUUUGUGAAAUCUUUAAGCAAAAGAGACGUAUUUAAGAGCAUUCACUUCUGCAGAGAGAGGGAUAUGUUGGAUGCAUUAAAUGUGCCAAAACACAAAUUUGUCUGACCCAUUUAGGUGCAAUGACUUGACAAGUUUGAUGUUAAAUUGUCAGAACAUUUUAAAUGUCCUCAUCUUCAUUGAUAACUGAGAUUAUGUCAUUUUGUAUUUGCAUUGUGAAAUUAAUUUGGAGACAUUUGUAAAUCAGGGCUGUCUCUUUAAUCUGGUGUAACUUCAAUGAUUUUCAAAGUAUGAAUAUGUCAUUUUGCUAGUAGCCAUAUUCAAAUGAAGAUAAAAAAAUACAUGUACAGUUGUAUUUUUGUUUCAUCUUGUGUUUUACUA
Messenger RNA from Schistocerca americana (American grasshopper), 3148 nucleotides. RefSeq names its product potassium voltage-gated channel subfamily H member 2-like. Gene Ontology annotation, cellular component: nucleus. The transcript is spliced from 9 exons. The record is from RefSeq and is a predicted model, not a curated record. The coding region runs from base 268 to 1434 and encodes 388 amino acids. NCBI's taxonomy places the organism in Eukaryota, Metazoa, Arthropoda, Insecta, Orthoptera, Acrididae.